Molecule: messenger RNA, 556 nt
Organism: Drosophila albomicans
Lineage: Eukaryota; Metazoa; Arthropoda; Insecta; Diptera; Drosophilidae
Product: acanthoscurrin-2
Exons: 4
Coding region: 1-480 (159 amino acids)
Source: RefSeq, a predicted model, not a curated record
AUGCGUAUAUUUUUACUGUUAGUCGUAGCGCUGGGUUUGCUGGCAUUGCCUGAGGAGAAAAAGCCGUAUCCUUAUCCCAAGCGCGGGGGAGGUGGCAGAGGCGGUGGUAGAGGAGGCGGCGGUGGAGGAGGAGAUGGCAAAGGAGGUGGCGGUGGAGGUGGAAGUGGAGGAGGCGGUAGUGGAGGAGGAGGCAGUGGAGGUGGUGGAAGUGGGGGAGGUGGCAGUGGAGGAGGCGGCAGUGGAGGAGGAGGUAGUGGGGGAGGUGGAAGUGGCGGUCCCAGCAUUGAGAGCUGUCCACGUCCAUCACCGCAGAGCUUGAAGUGCCUGCAAGAAUGGGCGUGCCAGCAAGUCAUACGUCUGGAUCUGCGCUGUCUGCUCAACCUGAAUGGCAACAAUUUGCUGGGCAAUCUUGUGAGCAUUCCCGGAGUAACUGGCGGCGGCACCGGAGGCGGCAUUCUGGGUGGACUGCUGGGCAAAUAGUCGUGGGAUGGAGUGUAAGAGGAGUGUAAGAGAAGUAUGCACACAUUAAAGUAAUAAAAAGCUAAGUAAAACGAGA